AUGGAGGAGCGCUGGAGUGUCUGCCUACAGACCCUCGAGGGACAUAAUGGCUCGGUCAAAUCAGUCAUCUUCUCCCAUGAUUCCAAGCUCCUCGCCUCUGCUUCAGUCAAUUACACCGUCAAGGUGUCAGUCAUCUUCUCUCAGGAUUCUAAGCUCCUUGUCUCGGCUUCAGAUGAUGAGACUAUCAAAGUAUGGGACGCCAGCACCGGCCAAUGCCUACAGACCCUCGAGGGACAUGAUGGCUUGGCUAACUCGGUCAUCUUCUCCCAUGAUUCCAAGCUCCUCGCCUCGGCUUCUUUCGAUCGCACCGUUAAUGUGUGGGAUGCCAGCACCGGCCAAUGCCUACAGGCCCUCGAUAUUGGAAGAGUCACCUCUGUGAAAUCAUUCGACAUUACCAACUCAUACCUUGAAACUGAUAACGGUACCGUUUAUUCAUCUUUAGUUGCGGAUAUAGGAUUGACCAACACCGACUCCGGAGUGCCGCGAUUUGAAGGUUAUAAUGUAAGCCCUAAUAAUAUAUGUAUCACUUGGAACUCAGAGUAUCUGCUAUGGUUACCACCGAAGUACCGCCCAUACUCUACUGCCGUGUCACUAUCGACAAUAUGUUUUGGUUGCCGUUCGGGCCGAGUGUUAUUGUUUACCCUUGAUUCCCCGAGAUUAUUAAAUAUCCUUCUCGGGCACUGA
Messenger RNA from Talaromyces stipitatus ATCC 10500, 684 nucleotides. Its product is annotated as katanin P80 subunit, putative. Gene Ontology annotation, molecular function: protein binding. The coding region runs from base 1 to 684 and encodes 227 amino acids. NCBI's taxonomy places the organism in Eukaryota, Fungi, Ascomycota, Eurotiomycetes, Eurotiales, Trichocomaceae. The transcript is spliced from 2 exons. The record is from RefSeq and is a predicted model, not a curated record.